CGUGAACGAAGACUAGAAGAGUGCUUGAAGCAAAAGACGAUUGAAAUUGAGAGAAUCGCUUAUGAAAAUUCCCAACUGUCGGAACGCAUCCAAGAGCAGGAAGCUAAAUUAUACAAAAACGAAGAAUGUUUCACGCGUGAUAAACGUGCAUUGAUGGAAGAAGCACUGGAGUUGCAGAGGAGGCUCGAUUAUCUGACACCUGCGUUGGCUGAUAAGGAGUCACACAUUGCAAAACUUGAAACCGAAAAAGACGAGCUACGUGACAAAUUGCGUAAUGCAACAAAUGAACUGAACGAAUUGCAGAUGAAGGUUGAAGAGAAAAGUCGGGAAGAGUUAGCACUAUCUAAUGAAGAGGGGCGGCGAAGAAGCGAUACUGAUCGGCUUCUACAGAAAAUCCAUCGUUUGGAAGCCAAUAUCGAAGAAGAUAUUGCUGCGACAAAACGAUCAUUGCGUGAAGAACAGUUAACAGCUAAAAAAGACAAAGCGAUUGCCGAAAGGGCUCUGGAGGAGAAUGCUGCAUUAAUAAAAGAGAACUCGGAUUUGUCAGCGCAAAUAUCUCGCCUGGAAAUGAAAGUGAAAACACUGUCACAGGAAGCUGAAAACACUCGCCAGGAUGAUACAAUGCAAGCACAAAUAGCGGAAGUUGAGUGA
Molecule: messenger RNA, 651 nt
Organism: Gongylonema pulchrum
Lineage: Eukaryota; Metazoa; Nematoda; Chromadorea; Rhabditida; Gongylonematidae
Source: the annotation of a GenBank genome assembly